GGCAUUUCAGCUGUGAGCUGCACAUCUCUGGCCCCUCAGAGCCCCGUCCAUCCCAGCUCUGCCCGAUCCUCUCCUGCUCUGCUCCUUUCGGGGUUAAACCACGGGGGGAUUCCCCAUGGGACCCCCUUGGUGCUCUGAGCAUCCCCCACACCCAGAUCUUCGGCCUCAUCCUUUACCAUGAAAGUGGCACACGGAGCACAGAGCCGACACCAUGAGCCUCAUGGACAUCAACAAGCUGUUCUCCCUGCUGCAGCCCGGGGAUGAGGAGGAGGACAGCGAGGACAGCGAGGAGCUGAGCAGGGCCGUGUGCCAGGACGAUCCCGAAGCGCUGGCCGGGCUCCUGUCCCAGGACAGGUACAAGAGGCUCAUCAACCGCAGGAGCGGCUGGGGGGUCCCCAGCACCCCCCUGCGCCUGGCGGCCGGCCGGGGCUGCGUGCGGAGCCUGCGGCUGCUGCUGGCCCACGGUGCCGAGGUGGACAGCCUGGACGUCAAGGCUCAGACCCCGCUCUUCGUGGCGGUCAGCAACGGGCACCGCGAGUGCGUGCGGCUGCUGCUGCAGGCCGGCGCCAGCCCCGCGGGCAGCGCCUACAACAACUGCUCGCCGCUGCUGCUGGCAGCCAGGGACGGCCACGAGGACAUCCUGCGGCAGCUGCUGGAGCACGGAGCCGAGCCCAACGUCCAGGCCCGGCUGCCAGAGUGGGCGGCCAACUCGGUGGCCUGCUCGGGGCCGCUCUACCUGGCGGCGGCCUACGGGCACCUGGAGUGUUUCCGCCUGUUGCUGCUGCACGGCGCCGACCCCGACUACAACUGCACCGAGCAGGGAGUGCUGGCCCAGAUCCGCGAGCCCAAGACCCUGCUGGAGACGUGCUUGAGGCACGGCUGCCGCGCCGACUUCGUCCGGCUGCUCAUCGACUUCGGGGCCAACGUGUACCUGCCCAGGGUGCCCGCGGACGGGGCGCCGCGCAGCGAGGGGCUGGAGCUGCUGCUGCAGGCCAGAGCUCAUCCCAAAUCCCUGCUGUCCCAAUCCCGGCUGGCCCUGAGGCGUCUCCUGAAGCAGCCCGGCCGUUCGGCCGCCCUCGCAGAGCUGCAGAUCCCCGCAGUCCUGGCCAAAUACCUCCAGCACCAGCCCUGAUCCCAGCCUGCCCCAGGGACACUCCAGCUCCACCUGCUCCACCCCCUGGCAGUGAAUUGCUGAAAUUCAUGAAAACACUGGGAAUUUGUGGUGAUAAGCUCA
Messenger RNA from Poecile atricapillus (Black-capped chickadee), 1234 nucleotides. It is a transcript of the gene ASB12, whose product is annotated as ankyrin repeat and SOCS box containing 12. The record is from RefSeq and is a predicted model, not a curated record. Gene Ontology annotation, biological process: regulation of barbed-end actin filament capping. Gene Ontology annotation, molecular function: protein binding. Bases 212 to 1132 code for a protein of 306 amino acids. The transcript is spliced from 3 exons. Gene Ontology annotation, cellular component: cytoplasm; nucleus. Lineage: Eukaryota; Metazoa; Chordata; Aves; Passeriformes; Paridae.